UGGUGGUUAAGGACGCAGCUAGAAAGGUGGUAAACAGCACCGAGCCUUAACGCACUCCCCCCAACAUAACUCGUAUUCAGUUGUUAGCUGAGUUAAUGUUGACGUUUAUUGGUUCCCCUAGAAGGCCUUUCGUACCUGAAACCGGAUCUGGUGAGAAGUUUUAAAAGCUUUCUGCGUCAUUUACUUUUCAUUCCUCUGGGAUAACUUAAAAACGUUGGUGACACCCUGACCUGUGUAUGUGCAUGUUUACCAGGAUUGAUCGGGCACCCUUCACAUACACAUGAGUCCUGAUUUCUCUCUGAGCCGGGUCAAGCGCCAUGCCUGACCGGGACAGUUCCUACCUGUCUGGUGGUGGUGGGAGUGGUGGUAGCCUGGGUGAGGAAGGAGGACCAGGAUCAGGUUUGGCAGGGGGCUCAGCGGACGGCCGAGGUGGUUCUGGAAGUGGUGGAAACGUCUCUGGCUCAGGGGGCAUGGGUGGAGGGGGUGCGCCCGGAAACACUAAUGGAUUUGGGAAUGGCGGCGGAGGGGGGCAAGGUGCAGGACUAGCGUUGGAUGGAGUCUGCAGGGACUUCAUACGUAAUGUGUGCAAGAGAGGCAAGCGCUGCCGCUUCCGACACCCAGACUUUAACGAGGUUCCGGACUUGGGAGUUCAAAAGAACGAGUUCAUCUUCUGCCAUGACUAUCAGAACAAGGACUGCAUGCGCUCCAACUGCCGCUUUGUCCACGGAACUAAAGAAGAUGAGGACUAUUACAAGAAGACUGGAGCGUUGCCCCCCAGACUAAGAGGAAAAGUCGCUGCACGAAUGGGCCUCUCUCCGAUGGAUCUCCCCCUAAGCAGGGAGGAGGUUCCCAUCUGCAGGGACUUCCUGAAGGGAGAGUGCCUGAGAGGCAAUAAAUGUAAAUUUCGUCACGUCCAAAAGGACUAUGAAUAUGAAUCUCUGAGGGCUGGGGUGGGGGGUGUUGUGGGGCAGGGCGCGAGUGGGAUCGUGAAUGCUGUUGGAGGAAUAGGAGGGGGAGGAACUUGCGGAGGGAUUCAAGGACUCGUGGGAGGUGGAAGUAACAUGGUGGGGACUGGCUGCACCAGCCUGGGUGGGUGCAGGGAUCCAGGCUUUUCAGGGGUUGGGGGGAUAGGUGGAGGUGGAAUGAGUGGUUGUCUGUCCAUCGGGUCUUCAGGACAGAGACGCUAUGAGAGGAGCAUGUGCUCUGUGUACGACCCCCUGCUGGAGAGUGGGCUGUUUGAUGCUGGUUCUCUGGAGGCUACUAUAGACCACACUGCUCUCCAGCUGAAGAGGCGACGGCUAGAGAGCCUACGUCUGACAGACGGGAGCGGAGGGGGACACUAUGAGUUGGGAGUUCAAGCCACCCUUCAACCUCGUCCUCUGGAGUACAGAUUCCUCGAGGAGGAGAACUCCCUGCUGAGGAAAAGAGUGGAAGAGCUGAAGAAGCAGGUUUCCAAUCUCCUCGCUACAAAUGAGGUUCUCCUGGAGCAGAACGCUCAGUUCCGGAGCCAAGCCAAGGUGAUGACGCUGACUUCCACUCCUGCGCCUGCUGAGCAGAAUCUGGCUCCUCCUGUGGGUGCAGUAAGCUCCUACAACCACAGCAUUGCUCAGACUCACACCACCCUCAGCAGCGCAGGACUGCAGCCUCGGCCUGUUACACAGCAAGACCUGGUCGCUCCCACCGGUGCCCCUUCUGCUCCGCCAUCUAACGCAGCUCCGCCCACAGCCCCUCCACCACACCUCAACCCAGAGAUCACCCCGCUCUCGGCAGCCCUUGCACAGACUAUUGCACAAGGAAUGGCUCCGCCUGUUUCUAUGGCGCAGGUGGCUGUAUCUGUGGCACCAGUGGCCGUGUCCAUGACGCAGCCUCUGCCGGGCAUCACCAUGAGUCACGCCACCACUCCGAUGGUGUCGUACCCCAUCGCAAGUCAAAGCAUGAGGAUCACCACCCUGCCUCACUGAGGAAACCUGAACCUUUAAUUUGAACUUCUAAAAUGUUGACAGAGAGCUUCUUAUGUGAUUGAACAGAACGGCAGUGGCGGUAAAUGUUGACAUUUUAAUUUUCUUUGUCUGGUUUUCCCUUGAUGACAAUAUUGUGUCCUGUGGCGCUGUUACGUUUCAUGAAUGUUAGCGGGACCUUAAAAUGCGGCCAAGGUAUAUUUUACCCCAAAGUGUCAAAUAAGUUAAUGUGUGAAGUUUCUGUGUUUUGUUUUCUUAACAUUUUUAUUAUGAUUCUCCAAGUGUUUUAACUAUUGAACAGGACUGCUGUGUGUCCAUGUGUGUACAUGAAUACUCUGGGAGGAGUUUGUUUAUACUUAUGUGGAUUGAUCUGUUGCAAAAUAAAUUUUAGUACUUUCAACAUGUAAAAAACAA
Molecule: messenger RNA, 2372 nt
Organism: Nothobranchius furzeri (turquoise killifish)
Lineage: Eukaryota; Metazoa; Chordata; Actinopteri; Cyprinodontiformes; Nothobranchiidae
Source: RefSeq, a predicted model, not a curated record